AUGGAAGUGAUGCCAGGAUUUGAAGGUUUUUGCACGGCGGUGGCACUUCGACAACGACGUGCGGGCGCCGCAGUGCCCACAACGACCAACCCGUACGAGUAUGCGCAGUGGCGCCGUGAGGCGCGGCGACGUUGGGUGGAUGCCCCAGCGAAGGAUGACCGGCUUACGUUUGCGGCGGAGAUCCGGCAGGAGGCGGAGGAGGUGGUGGCCGCCGCAUUGCAAAGCGCCUCGCUGGGGACGCGGGCCCACGCGGUUCCGCAUAGAUUCCUGGCCGAGCGCGAGCAGCGGGCUCUGCUUUCCUCGUUGGAGCUGCUGCUGCGGCUGUACUUUUUUGACUGCGAGAACACGGCCCUGCUGGUUGCCAUACGCAGCCUUUGCGGUGAGGCGGCGGAGCUGCGCAGCAGCGGUGUCUUUGGGUGUGAGCGGGGCACGUAUCCAGAGGUCUACCUUCUGUACGAGUUCUUCUCCCUUAGGAAGCUGCUGCUAAACUGGGAGCGGCUAGGCGCCGAAAACCAACGGACAGCGCUAGAAACGGCGCUGCGCCUGGUCGAGCUCGUAGAGUCUCCGGCGUACGCCACGCUGAAGGCGCGGCUCCGGGCCGCCAGGGAGACGCCACACGCAGUAGCGACGAACGUUGUGAACCUUCUCUCCUGCCUCGAUGCGGCUUGCCGUGACACACCGUACGCGUUUGCGUCCGUCUGCAGACAGGUGAUGGCGGCUGUACAUCCGGACCACGCAGGGCCAACAGGCCGGCUGUCGCCGCAGCUCGCUGCCGAGGAGGAGGAGGAGGAGGAGGAGGAGACUGACGAUGACAACAUUACUUCCCCGGAGGAUGCCUCAGUGGGUCAUGGGGCGUGGGGGGAUCGGAUGCCGCCGACGUCCCCGCCGAAGGCGCACCCGGCCUGCGGCUCUAAGUACCACACGCGGUACUCCAUCCCCGAGAGACACGCCAGCAGGGAGUGCCCUUUUUGCGUGGUGUGCCACAUGAUGGAGGUGCUGUUCAACGGGUACACGAGGACGUGCGGCUGGGGGCAUGGCCCGACAGAACGUCGCAUCGCGUUUCACCUCAAGCGGCAUCCGCGCGUCUACGACGUCGCGCUGCAGCGCCUUGCAAGCUGGCGACAAGGCGUCCCCCUGCCCCCGUACGACGGUGUCGUGUAG
Molecule: messenger RNA, 1161 nt
Organism: Trypanosoma rangeli
Lineage: Eukaryota; Euglenozoa; Kinetoplastea; Trypanosomatida; Trypanosomatidae
Exons: 1
Coding region: 1-1161 (386 amino acids)
Source: RefSeq, a predicted model, not a curated record